GCUGGCUUCAUGAAUCAUAAUAAGACCAGAGUUUGAUAGAUCUCAGCAGUUAUAACUAGUUGUUACUUACAGGUAGUGACAGAAUAAGAACAGGAAAAUCUUUUGAAGGCAUUGGAAGUUAUUUUACGGGAAUAAACCAGUACAGAUUGAGCCACUUUUGGAUAGGUAACUGCAUUAAAAAGAUAUUUGAAGACGAGUGAUACCAUUGUGAGUAGGUGGGACUGAGCAAGGUAUCUGCCAUGGUGUUUUUACGAGUGCGGGUCUUACAGGUGGACAGUAAGGAGAUUGAGCUGCCAGGUUCGGUCCUCUUUGAUCCCUUUGUGGCCGUCAAUGUCAAGGAAUCGGUCAAAGAUGCAAAUGGACAGACACAGUUGAGGCAGAAGAGGAAGACGGCCUUUGUAGAAUGGAAUAAGUGUUUUGAUUCUCAUCUUUACGAUGGCCGUGUCAUCCAGGUCAUUGUUUAUAACAGGCCAGAGUCCUACCUGGCGGAGGCGAACUACAAAGUCAACGAGCUGGCUGCUAUGUGUGGCAUGGACGGCAGGAUUGAAACAAAAUGGCUGGAUCUCAUGCCGUACGGUCGUCUGCAAGUCCAGCUUCGUUGUUUCCCAGAGGAAGGAGGAGGAGGGGAUCCUAUGAACAGCGUUAGGAGCACCGUUUCACACCACAAUUCUGACAUGGAUAAGAAAGAUGACACAACAGGGCUGCUGACCAAGCGACGUGUAGCCAUCAGGAAGGCCAAAGUUCACGAGCAUCGGGGUCAUAAGUUCACCCCACACUACUUCCGCACUCCAGCUUACUGCAGCUACUGCAAUGAAUUUAUUUGGGGUCUCGUUGGUACACAAGGAUACAGAUGCAUGGAAUGCGAGCUGUCUGUUCAUAAACGCUGCUUUAACCAAGUGCUUGGGAAAUGCCCCGGCACUGGGGUCAAUUCAACAGAGACCAAGAAACUGAAAGAGAGGUUCAACAUCAACAUGCCCCAUAGAUUUAAAGUCAACAACUAUAAGAGUCCUACAUUCUGUGACCAUUGCGGUACUAUGCUCUACGGUCUGUUCAGACAAGGCGUCAAGUGUGAAGUGUGUAAUGUAAAUGUUCACCACAAGUGCAAGAACAAUGUCCCUAACCUGUGCGGAGUCAACCAGAGACUUCUUUCCGAGGCUCUCUCCAGUAUCGAGAUUACAAAGUCUAUGAAAGAUAAGAAGUUACCGCCCGGAGCAGGCAAUGGCAAACAUGGAUACGUACCUGAUGAUGAUGAAGAUCUAGAUGAAGCUGUGUAUGAGCCUCUCUGGACUACGGAUGGGGGACCCCCUGACAGACCCGUAGCGGUACAGAAAUACAGCAUUGAUGACUUCAUGCUACAAAAAGUACUAGGAAAAGGCAGCUUUGGCAAAGUUAUGUUAGCUGAGCAGAAAGGAACCAAAAAGUACUUUGCUAUUAAGGCUCUUAAGAAGGAGGUCGUACUGGAGGACGAUGACAUCGAGUGCACCAUGGUUGAGAGACACGUUCUAGGGCUGGCCUGGGCCCAUCCAUUCCUUACUCAUCUAUACUGCACCUUCCAGAGCAAGGAGCAUUUGUUCUUUGUGAUGGAGUACUUGAAUGGUGGUGAUCUCAUGUUCCAUAUACAGUCCUCACUACGCUUUGAAGAAAAGAGAGCUAGGUUCUAUGCAGCUGAGAUCAUCUGUGGCCUGCAGUUCCUUCACAAGAGGGGUAUCAUCUACCGAGACUUGAAGCUGGAUAACGUCCUACUGGACCGGGAUGGCCACAUCAAGAUCGCUGACUUUGGUAUGUGCAAGCAGAACAUCACAGGAGAAACAAAGGCCAGUACUUUCUGUGGAACGCCCGAUUACAUUGCCCCAGAGAUUCUGAAGGGCCAGAAGUAUGCUGCCUCUGUUGACUGGUGGUCAUUUGGUGUCCUGCUGUAUGAAAUGUUGAUUGGUCAAUCCCCAUUCCACGGUGAAGAUGAAGAUCAAUUGUUUGAUUGUAUCCUCCACGAUGCUCCUCAUUUUCCAAGAUGGCUGACCAAAGAUGCACAUAGCUGCUUAAUACAGUUGUUGGAACGCACUCCUGAGGUCCGACUUGGAGUCAAGGGUGAUGUUCGAGCACAUCAGUUCUUCAAAUCCAUUGACUUUGAGAAGCUAGAAAGGAGAGAACUUCCACCACCAUUCAAGCCCAAAAUUAAAAGCGAUGGUGACGCCAGCAACUUUGACCCCGAGUUCACCAUGGAGAAAGUGGCCCUCUCCCCUACAGACACCUCCAUGCUCAGCUCCAUCAAUCAACGUCAAUUCCGUGGUUUCUCCUUCACCAACCCCACCAUGGCAGAGAAAUAGACGCUAGAGAGUCGGAGAACCGCUUUCUCCAAAGACAGAACCCCCUCCUUAUAACCCUGUGUUGGAUUACCAGGCUUCGUGUUGAGAAAGUAACCUGUGGCGAGCAGAAAGCCAUCGUGAGAGCUGAUACCAUCUUAGACUUGUCAACUGAGAGAGCAACAAAUGGCCAACAUGAUAUUUGAGUAUCAACAACUAUCCCCUUCCCCACACCCUCCCCGCCCCCCUCUUCAAACUUGGAGGGACACCCUAGUUUCACUCUUUGAGCACUACUAGUUCUUUUCUGUUUGUAUACUGCCGCCGUCAUUGGCAUUCUUAGGGUUUUGGUGACCCUGUCUUCUCCGUUCCUACACUCACUCAUCAGCUCCAGGCUGCCUCAUGCGUUCAUCAUCGUCAUCCUCAUCAUCCUCAUCAUCAUCAUCCUAAUCAUCAUCAUCCUCAUCAUCAUCAUCCUCAUCCUCAUCAUCAUCAUUAUCAUCAUCACCAUCAUCAUCACUAUCCCGAGAGUGAUACGAAGCUGAUGAAGCUAGAUGUACAUUAUACUUUCUGAGUGGUAGGUUUCUACAUAUUGGGAUGAUGAAGAUUAAUCCCAGGAUUGUCCAUGAUGUACCCUCAAAGGGAACGAAUUAUACAUGGAAGUUAAGCGGUAUCCAAGAGUGGUUGAUGGUCAAUUGAUACAUGUGUACGGUGCAUAUCAACUGCAGAUUUUCUACUUAAUAAGUAGGUAUAGUAUAAGUAUACUUUUAUAGAAAUAAUAGGCUGUAAGAAGAGAAAUAGUAUCAAAAUCACAAAGGAUUUUGAUCUGUUCUGUGUGUGUUUCAAGGGGCUCUGGUUCCUCUGUACUGUCACAUUGUUUUUGCUAUUAAUUUUGUUGUAUGAUGAUGUGGUGGUGCAGGGGUUAAUAUUGAAAUCAACUCUUGUCGAAUGAUUAUCUUUGUAAAUUUGCAGAAUUCAUAGAAAUUCCAUGUUUAGAACACAUCCACUUGAGAAAUGUUGACCUCUUGAAGGAAUCUGAUGCUACUACUCUAAUACCUCAUCUUAUCUUCUUUUCUAUGUAUUUUUUUUUCUUUAGUUAGGUAUUAGGUAGUAGGAUAGGUAUUUGCAAUUGAUUUUUUGCAAAUUUUGAUCAAAUUAGAGUGGGAGUAUCUGAUGAAGGCAAUGAUCAAAUAACAAAUUCUCAAAUGUUGCUUUUGUUACAAUGAUAUUACCUCUUCAAAAUAAUGAAUCCACAUCAUCUUUGCAAUCACCCAAGCCAUUUUAACACUUUAAUUUUUGAAAUCUGUUUGAUAAGUGAUUAGAAUCACUUGAAUAAUUUGAUGCCAUUAGAUCAAUCAUUCAUUCAGUGAGCCUGGUGUUCAAGAAUAUUUCUAUAAAAUCAAGAAAAUAUAGUUAAUAUAAUUGAAAUGAGAUGGAAUAAUAUAUCUGGUUGUCAAAGAAAAUUUACAAUUUUUUUUUCUCUUUGAAAUGCAAUUCAGAACUGCAUGUUUUGUACUGGUUGUUUUCAGUUUUACGUAUACCAACAAAUAAUACUCAUGCUGAAUGUGUUGUGCCUUUCAAACUAUUUAGUUAAUUCUAAAACAAAUGAUUAAACAUUCCUUGUGAUGUACAGUAUACAUUUCUUUCACUCAUUCCUUGGAUAAAGGGUGGAUUUGAAUAUAUUUUUUGUUGUUGUGAAAUGUCAUGUACAUGUAGAUCAUGUUGGAGAGAGCCUGCCUCAUUAUUUGUUAAUGUUUCUGUUUUUUUACUUUACAAACUUCACCUAUCUUUUAUUUUGUGUGUACAUUAUUUAAUAUUUCAUUAUUAGCUCAUACUGAUAUGUAUGUGAUAUUUAUGAUGAGUCAUGGCUUUCAGCUUGGGUCAAAAUGAAUUCCAAAAGAAUUAUGAAAUCAUGCCAUAUGCACUAUACAUAAUUUGACAAUGUUGUGGUAGGAGUAAUUUCCUUUCUUUUAUAAGAUAUGUAAUGCAUGAUUACAAAAUACCAAAUUGCGCAUUUGAACAUAUGAAAUUAUUUUUGAAUACAAAGCUCAUUAUCUACUCUUGAGUAGAAGAACGAGGUCAAGUUAUAUAUGUAUUUCAGUUAUUUAUUUUGUGGCAUUGGAAGUUUAGCUUUACUUUUUUUUUGGGGGGGGGGGGGGUUAAACAAAUUCAGUUGGAAAAAAAAUAUGGGUUAAAGAUGAAGGAAAUUAAAGACCUUGGCUAUGUCUUGAUACGAUAUAAACUACUCAAUGAUGCCUUUGAAUAAUGGUGAAAAUUUUGUGUCCUUUCUUCUUACAAGACUUUUUCAAAACUUUUCCAUGGAAUCAUGCCUUCUUUAGGCAUAACUUGAUAUUAUAUGUCAUAUUCUUUCUUUUUCAUACAUUUUCAGAGGAAUGUGCCUAUCAUUCUGUGUCUUUGUUUUUUUAUAUUUACAACCAUCUUUCACAUUCAUUCUCUAUAAAAAAUUAAAAAUUUGAUUUAGUGACUAAUACCUCUCUUGAAAAUAGUAAGUUAAUUGAAGUGUCUUUUUUUAUCUUAUACUUAGUCAUAUGUCAUACUUUGCCAUUCACGUUAUGUUGAUGCUGUAAUCCAUUCUACUUAUAUUUACCUUGUAUAACCCAAGUAUUAUGUUAUUGCUAACCUAUUUGGAUUAUACAAUUAACAGUAGAUAAACUUCUGGAUUAAAAAUGCCAAGGAAGUUUUGGAGAUUACCAGUAGUCCAACCUGUAUAGUUCAGCCAAGAGUGCUUCAUUUCUACAUCAUCUCCAUAUGUAGAUAUCACCACUUUCCAAUUCUUAUGAAACGAGUAAGCAGUACGAUAACAUUCGAUUUAAGAACAUUUUUUUGUAGUUCAUACGAUUAUGAAUUUUAUAGUUUUGUAACUAAUGCAAAUCCUUGGAUGACUAUUAAAAUUAACAUUAAAAAAAUGAUAUGAAAAUAUGUUUGAUUGUUUAAGAUGAUAAAAAGUGUUAACUUGUGGAAUCAAUUUUGUAGGAAAAAUAUGAAAAGCAAAACGUAGCAUUGUAUAUUUUUGUACAUGUAUAUUGUCAUGGUGAUUUAAAGCAGUUUGUGUGCUUGAGCGCUGUGUGUAGUUUGUUAUAGUUCAUUGACAUUUUGUAUAGGUAACAAAGUAUUAUACAUGAAUUUAGGUCAAAUAAAAAGAGGAUGAUGUGAUGUUCAGAGCUGGUAUCUUUCGUUUGCAGUUUUUUUUCCAACUGCCUUGUGAGGUAAGAACUAUUUCUAGAUGCCUGCAAUAUGUCCUAUCAUAUUGUUACAGCAAUCAUUCUACAAAUCCUCCAGCUCAGUCUCAUGAAGACCGAGAUACAUCCUGGUUGUAUCUUGUAGCUAAAGAUGAUAGCAUUUAAUAGAUGGUGGGUCAUUUUAUGAGAUAUGCACAAGAUUGCAGCAUUGUAAGGCAUGCUGCAUUUUAUAGAACUACAGAGAGAGAGAGAGAGAGAGAGAGAGAGAGAUAGAAUAAUAUUUGUAUUUGUUCUUGUUCAUGCAAGUAUUGCAUCAGUCAUUUUUGAAUUAUGUGUCAGUUUUUUUUCUAGCCAUCUUCUUAAACUAAUCAUGAUAGUGAAAUUGAAAUGCACAAUGAAUAUGAUGCAAAAUAUUUGCAAAAUAAUCAAAAAAGAAAUUAUAUAUAUAUUUACUGUGUAAGUAUAUUUGAUGGUGACGUAUAUAUAAAUAUUAGUUUUAUAGCACAGAAAUGAAGUAUGAUGAGUAUUUGUACAAAAAUUAUGAAUAUUUGAUGUCUAUCUCAAUAAAUUAAAUCGUAUGUCAAAUGUGUAUUGUACAAAACCGAGUUGCAAUGAAGAUAUUUGCAGGAUGUAUCGUCAUAUUCUGCUCUCUUAAUAUUGAAAUGUGUGCAGUUAGUAUGUCAGAUAUGCCGUUGUUUCCCGAAAGAAAUCGAAAGAAUAAUCCCAAAGAAGAAAUGAAGCCAAGAAUUGCAUGAAAUAUAUCCCCGAAAGACAUGCAAACUAAUUUCCCUAGACUUUCAACUAUGAUGUUAUGUAAAUUUUACCAAAAUAUAAAUCAAUUACAAAGAAUUUGAACGUUGAGAAACGUGUGGAUAUCGCAUGUAGAUUGUGAAUCGUAUGCUAUGCAUUCCAUUCCCGAUAUCGUCCAAUCACUUAUAAUGAUACAUUUGUGCGUAAUUUUGAUGUGUCUGUGUAAUUGUUAGAAACAACGUAGAAUGGAAAAUAUUUAGGCAAUUUUUGAAAUCAUAUGAUAACCCUUAGAAUUCCCCAUGUAUAAACUUCAGGAUAGCAUUUUGAAAACUGUUUAUAUUUUCGUUUAUAUAGCGAGAGGUUUUAAUAAUGGAUUAUAAUUUUGUAUGGUGUUUGUGCGGAUGUCUCUGUGAAACAUACACUAAGGCAAACAUGUAUGCACAAACAUUAAAAUAACCACUCAUCAUAUUUUUCAAGAUUUUUGGGGGGACAAACUUCUCUGUUGUGAAAAGAAAAGGAAGGAUAGUUUUCUGAUUCUGUUAUAUUUUACCCUUUUAAUUGUACCAGUAGGUCUUUCAAUUUCGGUGAAGUUUAAAAAAAUGAUUUUUAAUCCUACCUCAUUGUCCAAUAUUUUAAUUCUAAUAGAUUGCACUUCCAAGUGAAACAUUGACGAGUUUCCUUAAUAUUUACAUUUUUUUUUCAAAUCAAGAGGACAUUACUGGCAAAAUUCCAUUACAAGCAGGGAAGUUUGAAUCUAUAGACGGCAGUUGCUUAAUCCUACCAUUCAUACAGCUACUGCACGUGCAUCCAUGUUUAAUAUCAAAUGACAAAUGAUAAAUAUAUCUUUUCCUGGUUUGCAGGAUCCGUCUCUAUUCUUUUUUGUUUGUUUGUUUGUAAAAUAAUCCUUUGGCUUUGAUAGCCGGAUAUGAAAUCUGAUUUUUGUCGCUCUAAACUACAUUUGGUGAGGAGAAAUGUAGAAUGUUAAUUGUUGGAAAUCCCCCCCCCCCUCCUGUAUAAGUAGCGGCAUUGCCAGCCAAUAAAUGUUCACAGUUCAAAUAAGUUCUAAGGGAUUGUUUGUUGUGCGUACGUGUAAGCAUGACUCGUCUUACUUUAAAAAAAUGUGGGGAAGAACCAGGAUGUUGGGUGCUGUGCACUACCUUGAGGUAUGUCUCUUUGUACCAUUGAUGUCGAUGUACAUAUGCAUGAUUCACAAUCCAAAAAUUGAAUCUAGAUCAUGUAGUGAUUCCUGCAAGGGAAUUAUCGUUCUAAAUGUUUUGUGAUGGUGAUAAUACAACUCUACUAAACUCUCAUGUCCCUUGUAUGCUAAUCAAACUUGAUAUCAAACACUGUACAAUGUCUACUUAAAAGAUUGUAUUGAAAAGGUGGCAUUAGAAAACUAGUUCACUAAUAGAUAUAUUUCACAUAGUAUAUAUAAUGUAUGUCAAAUUUUGUGAAAGAAAAUUGAAAUGCCAAUCUUUUGAAUCGCCUAAAAGUGAGAAGUAUGUUUUGAUCUAUCUUGGCAGUGUUGAUAUAUAUAUUUGCAACCAUGUACAGUAUUUUCGUAUGUAUUUAAGAUUGAAAAACUAUGUUAGGCAGUAUAUUGAAGUAGAACUAUAUCCAAGAGCACAUUCUUUCGUUUCUUCAGACAGGGAUAAUGGCUGUAUUAAAAGUGGAGAUGACAUACA
Messenger RNA from Strongylocentrotus purpuratus (purple sea urchin), 7932 nucleotides. Its product is annotated as protein kinase C delta type. Lineage: Eukaryota; Metazoa; Echinodermata; Echinoidea; Camarodonta; Strongylocentrotidae. Bases 240 to 2324 code for a protein of 694 amino acids. Gene Ontology annotation, molecular function: diacylglycerol-dependent serine/threonine kinase activity; ATP binding. The transcript is spliced from 18 exons. Gene Ontology annotation, biological process: protein phosphorylation. The record is from RefSeq and is a predicted model, not a curated record.